Molecule: messenger RNA, 411 nt
Organism: Ipomoea nil (Japanese morning glory)
Lineage: Eukaryota; Viridiplantae; Streptophyta; Magnoliopsida; Solanales; Convolvulaceae
Exons: 4
Coding region: 1-411 (136 amino acids)
Source: RefSeq, a predicted model, not a curated record
AUGCAGGAAGAACUUGGACAAUUUGAGCGUAACAAGGUAUGGAAUCUUGUCCCUAAGCUUGACGGUGUGAAUGUUGUAGGAACAAAAUGGAUUUUUCACAACAAGACUGAUUCAGCUGGAAACAUUACUCGCAACAAAGCAAGACUGGUUGCACAAGGCUACUCUCAAAUUGAAGGAAUUGAUUAUGAAGAGACAUUUGCACCGGUUUAUAUUGACGAUAUUAUCUUUGGUUCCACUCAAACAGGUGCUACAGAUCAGCUGGUUCAAGUCAUGCAACAGGAAUUCGAAAUGAGAUACAGUGAUGCCGACUGGGCCGGAAAUGCAGAUGACCGCAAAAGUACAUCUGGGUUAAUCCAGACAUUUCUUCAGAUCUGCUCUCUGCUCCAGGAAGUUCUCCAGACCGAAAAUUAA